AUGACCGUCGCUGUGUUGACACGUGGAAUGAAAGGCAUCCUGGUAUUUUCAGUUGUGGUCAUAGUUGGUUUCACUUUAUACAACCCGGUGAUCAUCACGAAGAAGAAAGUAGAGAUCCUGUCGUACCUCGACAAGUUCAUGUGGCGUUCCAAGGUUCCGCCAGCUGCAAUGAAUUCCAGUAAUGUGACUCAGGCUGAGGCGCACAUUGAUCAGCCCAGAGCAGAGCCAACUCCAGGCCCCUGCCAUCCCAACCUGGCUUACAACAGUCUGACCUCCAAGCUCAAGCCAAUCUACAAGGACUUCAUGAUGUACCGACACUGCAGGGAGUUCCCCCUCCUGUGCAGGGCUGCCAGCUGUGAUGGGGAACACACCUUCCUGCUAUUGGCAAUUAAGUCGCUGGCAGAGCAUGCAGACCGGCGGGCAUCUAUCCGCAGCACAUGGGGGCAGGAGCGGAUUGUUGGAGGGGCAGUGGUGCGCCGCGUCUUCCUCCUGGGCCUCACAGAGAGUCAGAUCCGCUCUCAGGCUGUGCAGGCCUUGGUUGACCAUGAGAGCAAGCAAUACAAUGACAUCAUCCAAUGGGGCUUUCGCGAGUCCUUCUUCAACGUCACGCUGAAGGAGACCCUUUUCUGGAAGUGGUUCUCCCAGGACUGCCGAUCUGUGAAGUUUGUCUUCAAGGGUGACGACGAUGUGUUUGUUAACGUGGACAAUGUUGUGGAAUAUUUAAAGGAAUACAAUCCUUCCCAUGAUCUUUACGUCGGGGAUGUCUUCCAAAACUGGUACCCAACGAGAGCAGAGCAUAGCAAGUACUUCAUCCCACUUUUUCUAUACGGCAAAAAACCUUACCCUCCCUAUGCUGGCGGGGGUGGUUACCUGUUGUCUGGAACGUCAAUCUUCAAACUACACAAGGCCGCUGAGGAUGAGGAGCUCUUUCCCAUUGAUGAUGCUUUUGUGGGAAUAUGUGCACAGAGGGCCAAAAUUGAAGUGAUUGCUCACAGAGGCUUCCGUACUUAUGGGAAUAUUCCAUACGACCCAUGCAUUUACCGAGGAUUAAUGGUUGUUCACCGAGUGACGCCCAAUGAAUUAUGGUUGAUCUGGAGCUUGCUAAAGAUUAACAGGAAGCCGUGCAGUCAGUUUACAAGAGUUUCAGUUAAACCAUGA
This is a messenger RNA of Hemiscyllium ocellatum (epaulette shark), 1158 nucleotides long. RefSeq names its product N-acetyllactosaminide beta-1,3-N-acetylglucosaminyltransferase 4-like. The coding region runs from base 1 to 1158 and encodes 385 amino acids. Gene Ontology annotation, molecular function: hexosyltransferase activity. The transcript has a single exon. NCBI's taxonomy places the organism in Eukaryota, Metazoa, Chordata, Chondrichthyes, Orectolobiformes, Hemiscylliidae. Gene Ontology annotation, cellular component: membrane. The record is from RefSeq and is a predicted model, not a curated record.